ACCUGUACAGAGAUGUGAUGAUAGAGAUCUGUAGGCACCUGGUCUCCUUGGAGUAUGUUAUCUCUAAGCCAGACCUGGUUCGCUUGUUGGAGCAAAAGACAGAUCCCUGGGAUGUGAAGGGAAUGGAGACAGUAGCCAUACAGCCAGCCCUGUCUUCUCAUGACACCCAGGGUUUGAUGCCACCAAACCCAGGCAUGGAACUUUUCUUACAGACAGCGCUGCUGGGAGAAUUUGAAAGCUCUCCUGUUGGUACUUUUGAUUUAGUUAGAGGCAGUGAAGGUAAGGGGGCAUGUGAAGGGCAGGAAGGUUAUUAUGAUGCACAUGCUCCUCAUGGGACUUUUGUCCAUAUGGAAAAUGUUACUGCUAAAAGAGAUCAAGGAUCUAAAUCAAACUGUGAAAAACUCCACUUUAAGUCAGUACCUUUGGCAGAAAAAUAUAUUUUUGAGAGCAAAGGUCCACGUUAUUUAUUGAAACAUAGAUCUUCUCUGAAAAGAAAUUUGGAAAAUCAGGAUCAUCCUAUAGACUGUAGUACAAAAGAUGAUGCAAAACAUGAAGGUAUGCUUGGACGAAACAUUCAUUCAAACAUUUAUGAACACCAGAAGUUUAAAAAUGGAGGGCAACCCCCCCAAAGUGAUCAAAUCGGGAGAUCUAAUAGCAAGGGUUCAUCAGUCUUCAAGCAACAAACAUUUCCUCAUUGUUCUGACAUCCCUAAUGUUCACACUAAAGGGGGGGUCUUGAUCCAACCAUCAUCAAUCAAUGGGUGUGAUAAUAUAGUUAAUAUAGACCAACAUGCCAUGUGUACUAAAGUGAGCAAGGCCUUCAGUAAGAGCUGUGUAUUCAGUGAUUAUAAGAGUAUACACACUGGAACAAUAAGUGAUGUCUGCAUUGAAUCUCAGACUAACUUUGACCCAGACUCAAAUCUCAUGAAAUGUCAGGGAUCUCAAUUUUCAGAGAACCAGUCAAUAGGAAAUCAACAUAGGAAUGUCAUUUCUCAAAGCUCAGAUCUCACAACAUUUCAGAGAAUUUGUAUUCGAGAGAAAGCUUGCCAUUUUCGUGAGUGCAGCCAAGUUUUUAGCCAGGCUUCAAGACUUACUCAACAUCAGCAUCAUCCUACCAGGAAGGAAGGCUGCAAGUGUGAAGAACAUGAGAAGGUCUGUAAUCAGUCGUUAAAUCUGCGAAGAGAUACGAAAAAACAAACUGGAGGGAAACCUGACAAAUGUGAAGAAUCUACAUCGUAUUCAGCUUUUACUAGACAUCAUCUAAUUCAUACUACAAAGAAGCCUCACAAAUGCACAGAAUGUGGCAAAGCCUUUAGAUGGCGUUCAUGUCUUUCUGAGCAUCAGAGAAUUCAUACUGGAGAGAAGCCUUACAAAUGUACAGAGUGUGGCAAAGCCUUUAGAUGCCGUUCAUAUCUCUCUGAGCAUCAGAGAAUUCAUACUGCAGAGAAGACGUACAAAUGUACAGAAUGUGGCAAAGCCUUUCAUUGGCAUUCAUCACUUACUAAGCAUAAGAGGUCUCAUAAUAGAGAGAAGCCUUACAAAUGUACAGAAUGUGGCAAAGGAUUUAAUCAGCAUUCUCGUCUUACUGAGCAUCUGAGGUCUCAUACUGGAGAGAGGCCUUACAAAUGUACAGAAUGUGGCAAAGGCUUUACUCGGAAUUCAAUUCUUACUGAGCAUCUGAGGUCUCAUAAUGGAGAGAGGCCUUACAAAUGUACAGAAUGUGGCAAAGGCUUUACUCAGCAUUCAUCUCUUACUCAACAUCUGAGGUCUCAUACUGGAGAGAAGCCUCACAAAUGUACAGAAUGUGGCAAAGGCUUUAAUCGGCAUUCUCGUCUUACUAAGCAUCUGAGAUUUCAUACUGGAGCAAAGCCUUUCAAAUGUACGGAAUGUAGCAAAGCCUUUAAUAGGCAAUCUCAUCUUACUGAGCACCUGAGAUCUCAUACUGGAGAGAAGCGUCACAAAUGUACAGAUUGUGGCAAAACUUUUCGUUAUCGUUCUCGUCUUACCCAUCAUCAGAGCUCUCAUACUGGAGAGAAGCCUCACAAGUGUACAGAAUGUGGCAAAGGCUUUAAUCAGCAUUCAUCUCUUACUCUACAUCUGAGUUCUCAUACUGGAGAGAAGCCACACAAAUGUACAGAAUGUGGCAAAGCCUUUACUUGGCAUUCAUCUCUUACUCGGCAUUUGAAUUGCCAUGCUAAAGAGAAGCCUUACGAAUGUACAGAAUGUGGCAAGGCCUUUCAUCAGCAAUAUCAUCUUACUCAGCAUUUGAGAUCUCAUACUGGAGAGAAGCCGUACAAAUGUACAGAAUGUGGCAAAGCCUUUCAUUGGUGUUCUUACCUUACUGAACAUCUGAGAUCACAUACUGGAGAGAAGCCGUACAAAUGUACAGAAUGUGGCAAAGCCUUUCGUUGGCAUUCAUCUCUUACUCAACAUCUGAGAUUUCAUACUGGAGAGAGUCUGUACAAAUGUACAGAAUGUGGCAAAGCCUUUCAUUGGCAUUCAUCUCUUACUCAACAUCUGAAAUCUCAUACUGGAGCAAAUCUUCACAAAUGUACAGAAUGUGGCAAAGCCUUCAAUUGUCAUUCUCGUCUUACUCAGCAUCUGCAUUCUCAUUCUGGAGAGAAACCUUACACGUGUGCAGAAUGUGGCAAAGGCUUUAACCGGAAUUCAUCUCUUACUGAGCAUCUGAGAUCUCAUACUGGAGAGAGACCGUACAAAUGUGCAGAAUGUGGCAAAGGCUUUACUCGGCAUUCAGUUCUUACUAAACACCUGAGGUCUCAUACUGGAGAGAGGCCUUACACAUGUACAGAAUGUGGCAAAGGCUUUAAUCAGCAUUCUCAUCUUACUAAUCAUCUGAGAUCUCAUACUGGAGAGAAGCCUUACAAAUGUACAGAAUGUGGCAAAGGCUUUAACCAGAAUUCAUCUCUUACUGUGCAUGUGAUGUCUCAUACUGGAGAGAGGCCUUACAAAUGUGCAGAAUGUGGCAAAGGCUUUACUCGGCAUUCAUCUCUUACUCAACAUCUGAGAACUCAUACUGGAGCGAAGCCUUUCAAAUGUACAGAAUGUGGCCAAGCCUUUCGUUGGCAUUUAUCUCUUAGUCGGCAUCAGAGAUCUCAUUCUGGAGAGAAGUCAUAAAAAUGUACAGAAUGUGACAAAGCCUUUAUCAGCAGUCAGGUUUUUAUCAGCAUUGGUGACCUCACACUGGAGAGAAGUCUUACAAGAUGUACAAACUGUGACAAAACUUUUAAGUGUCAUGCAAGCUUGACUCAACAUCAGGGAAUUCAUACUGGGUAAAAACCAUACAAAUGUAAUCAAUGUGGCCAAGCCUUUACAUUUUGCCUUUUUUUUUUUU
Phacochoerus africanus (Common warthog) is the source of this 3351-nucleotide messenger RNA. Its product is annotated as zinc finger protein 665-like. Gene Ontology annotation, molecular function: DNA-binding transcription factor activity, RNA polymerase II-specific; RNA polymerase II cis-regulatory region sequence-specific DNA binding. Gene Ontology annotation, biological process: regulation of DNA-templated transcription. NCBI's taxonomy places the organism in Eukaryota, Metazoa, Chordata, Mammalia, Artiodactyla, Suidae. The record is from RefSeq and is a predicted model, not a curated record. The transcript is spliced from 3 exons. The coding region runs from base 18 to 3134 and encodes 1038 amino acids.